This is a messenger RNA of Daktulosphaira vitifoliae (grape phylloxera), 756 nucleotides long. RefSeq lists its product as uncharacterized. The transcript has 6 exons. The record is from RefSeq and is a predicted model, not a curated record. Bases 96 to 644 code for a protein of 182 amino acids. Lineage: Eukaryota; Metazoa; Arthropoda; Insecta; Hemiptera; Phylloxeridae.
UAAGUACUUUAAAUUAUUUCAAUUUAAACAAAUCCAAAUUUUUUUUUUCAAAAAUAUUUAUAACAUCAUUAAAAAUAUUUUUAUUGGCUUCAAAUAUGUUCAAUAAUAAAUUUGUUCUAUUACUCUUUGUUGUUUAUAUAUCAAAUGAAUUUACAGGAGUUUUGAGUGAUAUCGGUAGACAAUCUUUAUUUGGAAAAAGUAUAAUGAAAAGAUUAAAAAGUUUGUUACCCAAUAAUAAAGUUUAUGAUAAUCAAUGGUGUCCACCGGGCAAGGAAAAAAUAAGUGAUAGACAUGAUGAAUUAGGCUGUCGACCAGACGAACAAAUAAUAACUGACUCCCCAGAAGAAUUUGAAAAAGUAUUAAUGGAAGAAGCCAAAAAACUCGGAAAUUGUGAAGAUUGCGGCAAACCUUUAAUACAGAGUAUUAAAAAUAUUACUAAAGAAUAUUUUAAAAAUGGUUACAUAGACAGCCAUGAAUUAUUUAGAUUUUUUAAAACUGAAUUACCCAUAACUACUAGUUGGUAUACUGUUGAAACAUGUGAUUGGUAUAUCGAAAAAUAUGCAAAAGAAAACCCAGAAAAAGGCCUAAAUGAUUCUGAAUUCUUUUUCGUUACAAUUGUAGCCAAUUUACCAUAUGAUGAUUAAUAAUGUGAAGAUUAUCAAGUUAAAAAUAAUUAAACUUGUGAAAAAUUUGUUGUCAUUAAUUAUUGCUUCAAUUUAAAUUUAAAUGUGUUAAUUAAAAUAUCAAUUUUUUGUU